AAUCUGGAAGAUGCUCAGACGCCAUUCCGUCCCCAGGAGACAGCAUCCAUCGUGGUGGACAAAAAAAGGAAAGAAGGAAGGAGGCGAAAGCCGUUGCCGUUUAUAAGCUGUGGUUUUCCUUGCCGAGGAACUGAAACCUCUAUUUCCGCCUCUUUCCCCCCCCCUUCCCACCCGCUCGCAGUGGGCUGAGGUCGCUGUUGCUGAAGGGAAGUGAAAAUGAAAUCGACUUUUCUGAGAACUGAUGAAAGCGGCGAAGCCUGCCAAUGAACGGCUGCGGCAAACUUCCGCACCUCUUUCUUUCGUUCCAGCUCCCAGCUCCCCCCCUCUCGCUCACUGCACAAACAGGCCUGGAAGAGGUGGAGGAGGAGGAGGAGGAGGAGAAGGAAAGGAGGGAGGGGGGAUUUCCAAGAUUCAGCUCCUCGCGGUUUCCUCGCCUUGUUUUGCUUUCGAUCUGGACUAAUCUCCGCCAAAAGCAGAGGAAGGCAUAACUUUUAGUUUUGCUCCUGCGAUUUAUCCAGCCGCCUGUUUUCCUUUCCAUUUUGCGUCUCUUGGCAACCGUGAUAACCUUGAGGAAUUACAUAAAUAUCGCGAAACAAACUUAUUGGGACAGGGAAGGGAUCGGCUGGAAGACGCGUUUCUUUCGCUGGCUGUGGGCUCUGAAACGCGAUUUAUUUAGGGGGGUGCCGGAUGGUGAAACAUAGCAUCAGCAGAAACAAAGGCGAGAAGCGAUUGUGAGGGGGAGAAGGGAGCAAAUAAUCUGGAUUUGGGAGUACAAAAUAACCCACAGAAUAUAAGAAAGCCAAGAAACAUCUCACUGAGGGAUCGAAAGGAUUUAACUCCCGCGAAGGUUACGAGAGAAGCUAAUGGAGUUGCUGAGCUGGACACUUGUUGUUUUCGAUCCCGGGAUCUGUUGGCAAUACGGAUAUUAUUUCCUGCGGCUGACCAGGCUCUUCGCGGGUGUGGAAGCUAGGUGACCGAGUGGGAAUAUGUGAGCCCCUAAUUUUGCAGUUCCUUAUCUCAGAAUGGUAACAAUGCCAGUAGAAAGAAUGCGAAUGCGGCCGUGGCUGGAGGAACAAAUAAAUUCAAACAAAAUACCAGGUCUGAAAUGGCUAAAUGAGGAAAAAAUGAUUUUUCAGAUUCCUUGGAUGCACGCUGCACGCCAUGGGUGGGAUGUUGAAAAAGAUGCUCCUUUAUUUAGGAACUGGGCUAUUCACACAGGGAAGUACCAGCCAGGAGUUGAUAAAGCAGAUCCAAAGACAUGGAAGGCAAACUUUCGAUGUGCUAUGAACUCCUUGCCUGAUAUUGAAGAAGUCAAAGACAAAAGCAUAAAGAAGGGAAAUAAUGCCUUCCGGGUUUACCGGAUGCUGCCAUUAUCUGAGAGGCCUUCAAAGAAAGGAAAGAAACCCAAGCCAGACAAGGAAGACAAAAUGAAACACAUUAAGCAAGAACCAGAAGAAUCAUCUUAUGAACUGAGUAAUGGAACAAGUCAGGGGUUUUCUGAUUACUGCUUAUCUUCCACAAUAAAAACUGAAGUUGACAGUACAAUAAACAUUGUAGUUGUAGGAGAUCCACACUUUGAGUGUGGUUCUGAGGAUCAUAUGAUAGUUCCCAAUCCACCUGAUGUUUGCCAAGUAGUGGAGGUAACAACAGAAUGUGAUGAGCAACCCAGCAGUAUGAGUCAGCUAUAUCCACUACAGAUCUCCCCAGUCUCCUCCUAUGCAGAAAGUGAAACAACAGACAGCAUACCAAGCGAUGAAGAAAAUGCACAGGGUCAUCUUCAGUGGCAAAAGGAAAACAUUGGCGGCAAACAAUACUAUAGCAACUUGGGGACAAGGAACCCCCCGUACCCGCUCCCUGGUAUGGCUACCUUUGUGACUUCUAACAAGCCUGAUCUCCAGGUCACCAUUAAGGAAGAAAGCUGCCCUCUGCCUUACAACAGCUCAUGGCCUUCUUUCCCAGAGCUCCCUCUCCAACAAAUAGUGUGUUCCGCUUCUACCAGUCACAGCAGUAGGCCACCGGAUCAUGAGAACCGGGCAAGCGUCAUUAAGAAAACGUCAGAUAUUACUCAGUCUAGAGUCAAGAGCAGCUAAGCCAUGAACUGGCAUGUUCUUGGCAGAUUUUCCAUUGUGGCUUUGAGGAGCACAUCUAAUGGACAUUCAACAAACCCAAGGGGAAAGCCUUGACAAAGCAGAAAAUGACUGUGUCCAACUCCAGUACUGGAGCAUUUUAAACUCAGGACUCCAACCAUCAGAAUGUAGAGGUGAAGCUGGACAGAGUCCAAAGGUUACAGAGGGAGAGAAGGCCUACAUUGGUUAAUUCCAAGGCUUCAUCAAGAGGACCAAGAGCCCCCAAAUGAAGUUCCGGCACUUCUUGCAGUUAAGGCCACAAUGGAACUGAAAACUCCAGAAAGGAAAGGAAAAUGUGAACUUGCUUGAUUUCUUUUUCAGAAUCUAUUGUGAAUAUGUACAUAAUGCAGUACUAGCAAUACUGCAGUCUGCUUUUGCACCUUAUUAAAAAAAAGCACUUGCAAAAAAAAGGCCUUUCAUUAUCUUGCUCUAAUUAAUGGCACACUUAAAGCCCUUCCACUCAUGCCCAACUUUGUUCUUUCCCAAGGCUCUUCUGGCUAAUGUUGUCUUGGACUAUGAAAAAAUGACUUCAGCAGGAAGGUAAAAUUUUCUCAUGUACAUUUCACAGGUUGUUUUUAAGAGUCUUAUAUGUGUCUAAUCUGCUAUGCUUGAAAGCUGUGUGGUACAACAGAAGAAAAUCUAUUACAGAUAUAUUAUGCAAAUUCCCAGGUUUUAAAGAGAAAAAAAAAACUCUAAUUCUAACCAGAGUAAGCUUUUUUAUUUUUUUAUACAGUGGAAUAUUUUAUUCAAAGUAAAAUUCUAAAGUGGAUAUAAUUGUUUUACUUUUUUUAUCUUUUCUAUAGCAAAUUUAUAAUUUUACAAUUCAGUGUCUUGGUUGUCAGCAUCUAUCACAUCUUUGUGGCACAUCUUCGUCUUUUUUUUUUUUACAAUGUGUAAAGGUGAAAUAGCUUUUAAUUAAUUUUAUGUAGCAAUCAAACUAUCCUGUGGAUUGAUAAUAAAUAUUAUAUAUAAAUAAGUUUUUAAAUAAA
Molecule: messenger RNA, 3115 nt
Organism: Rhineura floridana
Lineage: Eukaryota; Metazoa; Chordata; Lepidosauria; Squamata; Rhineuridae
Gene: IRF2
Product: interferon regulatory factor 2
Exons: 10
Coding region: 1023-2090 (355 amino acids)
Biological process (GO): immune system process; regulation of transcription by RNA polymerase II
Cellular component (GO): nucleus
Molecular function (GO): RNA polymerase II cis-regulatory region sequence-specific DNA binding; DNA-binding transcription factor activity, RNA polymerase II-specific
Source: RefSeq, a predicted model, not a curated record